CUUUCAUUUCCAGAUUGUAAACUUGAACCGCUUUCCAGCACCUGUGACCUUGGAUGGCCUCUUGGGCUGACUCCUUAUUGAUUCCAUAAUCUGGGGUAUUUCCUUGGAGACCUGGAAACAAAUACAGUUGACCCUUGAACAACACGGUUUUGAACUGCGUGGGUGCACUUAUAUGCAGAUUAUUUUCCGUAGCAAAGACUACAGUACUAAAACAAAACAGAACUGCAGGAGGUGUGGGUUUGAUCCCUGGUCUGGGAACUAAGAUCCUGCAUGCCCCAUUUUCUAGCGAGGCUAAAAAAUAAAAAAAGACUACAUUACUACAAGAUCUGUGGUUAAUUGAGUCCCCGGAUGGGGAGGCACCACAGAUACGAACUUAUUAUAAGUUAUACAUAGAUUUUCAACUGCGAGGAGGGUCAGUGCCCCUAACGCCUGAGUUGUUCAAGGGUCCGCUGUACAUCUAAACUGCCUCUCCAAUCAAGGGGCCUGGGGUUUUCUUCCAUCUCAGCAUGAAGGAGUGGGGCCCUGCUCCCUUACUGGGGAAGACGAGAGCCUCAGUACCAGUACACCAAAUCCUCCAGGGGAUUCUCAAAAGAGAAUAAUUCUGUGCCUGUGUUUUCUCCCUCUUUGAAGAAAGUACUAGUAAUAACAGGUAACCUUCCCUCGGCGUUCAUUAAACCCAGGCAGUGUUUCUAAGCACUUUAGGUGGGUGUGUUGCUUAACCUUCAUGACGACCAUGUAAGGUGGGCCCAGUUAUCAUCCCCAUUUUAGAGGUGAGGAAACUGAGGCCCAGAGAGAUGAAGUAACUUGGCCAAAGUUGCACAGGAUUGGAACCUCUAAGCAGUUUGACCCAGACGUGAUCCUGGUAGAACCAAAGGAAGUGCCUAUUGAGGGUGUGGGGAAUGGGGACAGAUGCAGUGUGAUUGGAGAGGAGGGGGAGUUUGAUAUUUGUUUGGGCAAAUUCCAAGUCAGGAAGCUCUGAGGCAACUCUCACUGCUGGAAAGUUGUUUUGGUUUGCAAAGUACACGAGAAGUGGACUCCUAAGGAUAGGUGGCACACACAGGGCCACAGAACUAAGAAAUGGCAAGACUGAGAAAUGAAAUUUCUGGCUUUAACGUUUGCCCCUUUGAAAGAAAAGUUAAAAGACGUGUCUGUUUUUAACUUGACUCCUUCACCAAUAUUGGAGGUCGUGUCCUCACCUGGAAUAGCUCCCAGUGUUCUCCUUUAGGGUACAGUUCCUCCUUCUGGAAUGAUGCUGUCCCCAGCCUGUCAGUCUGCAGUGUGCCCUCCUUCCUCUGUCUGUCCCCUGUGUGGGAACCACGGUCAUGUGCCCUGCGACCUCACCUCUAUUAAACUCUCUCCCAGAUUUUCAUUUAACUGGCAGGAGUGUCUGUGUUCUGCAGAUAGACUGUAAGCUCUUUCAGAAUCAGGACCAUGCUUCACGCACACACACGAACACACACAAUGUGCUAAGACCCAACAAUGAAUAUUUAUUGAUUUUUCUUGGUUGGAAGAAGCAAGAUGGUAACUGGUUUUUUUUUCAACUUUGUAAACUGGUUCAAGGACUAUAAAAAUGAUUUGCCUUAUGGGGCUGAUAAACAUAGGAUUCCCUUAAAUCAAUGUUUCUCAAGGAUAAUCCAGCAUCAGAAGCCCAAGGACUUCUGACUUGGUUUCUAGCCAGCAUAAUGCUGGAGCAAGAGGCCGGCGGCCCGCAGUUUUCAGGAUGGCCGAGUGGGAUGCCGAUUUGGAUCACAUCAUUCCGUCUUCCAUUCUUCCUCCUCUCUGGGCUAAGUUACUUGUGGGAUUUGUUUCCCUCGUGUGUUUCGCACGUAGCUACGAUGGAGACUUUGUCUUUGACGACUCUGAAGCAAUUGUUAACAAUAAGGUGCAUCCUCAGCAGCAGGCAGCGAGCUGGCUUCUUUGUCCUUUGCCGAGAGCAUCAGGACAGCCUGCUGACAGCUGCGGAGGACCAGGAUUUUGCUGCCCGCAGAAGCUGCAGUUCCUGCUCAUUUCAUGUUCGGAGACUCGGGACCUCCGAGCAGAAACGCCCCUCGGGGACCUGUGGCAUCAUGACUUCUGGGGCAAUCAGCUGAGCAGCAACACAAGUCACAAGUCCUACCGACCCCUCACGGUGCUGGUUUUCAGGAUGAACUGCUAUUUGUCGGGAGGCUUCCACCCCUUGAGUUUCCACGUGGUCAACAUCCUCCUGCACAGUGGCAUCUCCAUCCUCUUGGUGGACGUCUUCUCCGUGCUGUUUGGGGGCCUGCAGUACACGAGUAAGGGCCGGAGGCUAAACCUGGCCCCCAGGUCAUCCCUGCUGGCUGCCCUGCUGUUUGCUGUGCACCCGGUGCACACCGAGUGUGUUGCUGCUGUUGUCGGCUGUGCAGACCUCCUGGCUGCCCUGUUUUUUCUGUUAUCUUUCCUUGGCUACUGUAAAGCACUUAGAGAAACUAACAAGGAGGGGACGCAGUCCACGUUCUGGGUGUUGCUAAGUAUCGUUCUGGGAGCAGUGGCCAUGCUGUGCAAAGAGCAAGGGAUCACUGUGCUGGGUCUGAAUGCCGUCUUUGACAUCUUGGUGAUAGGCAAAUUAAAUGUUCUGGAACUGGUCCAGAAGGUACUACAUAAGGACCGAUCAUUAGAGAACACUGGCAUGCUCAGGACUGAGGGCCUCCUCUUCAGAAUGAGUCUCCUGGCCUUGGGGGGAACAGGGGUGCUCUACGUGCGCUGGAAGAUCAUGGGCACCGGCCCUCCGACCUUCACCGAAGUCGACAACCCUGCCUCCUUCGCCAGUAGCAUGCUGGUCAGGGCCAUAAACUAUAAUUACUACUAUUCCUUGAAUGCCUGGUUGCUGCUGUGCCCCUGGUGGCUGUGUUUUGAUUGGUCAAUGGGCUGCAUCCCCCUCAUUAAGUCAGUCGGGGACUGGAGGGUAAUUGCUCUAGCAGCACUCUGGUUCUGCCUAAUUGGCCUGAUAUGCCAAGCCCUGUGCUCUGAAGACAGCCACAAGAGACGGAUCCUCACGCUGGGCCUGGGACUUCUCAUCAUUCCAUUUCUUCCUGCGAGUAACCUGUUCUUCCGGGUGGGCUUCGUGGUGGCAGAGAGGGUCCUGUACCUCCCCAGCGCUGGAUACUGCAUGCUGCUGACUUUCGGAUUUGGAGUUCUCAGUAAACAUACUAAGAAAAAGAAACUGAUUGCUGCUUUCGUCCUGGGAAUUUUAUUCAUAAACACGCUGAGAUGCGUGAUUCGCAGCGGCGAGUGGCGGAAUGAGGAGCAGCUUUUCAGAAGCGCCCUGUCUGUGUGUCCUCUCAACGCCAAGGUUCACUACAAUGUGGGCAAAAACCUGGCUGAUAAAGGCAAUCAGACAGCUGCCAUUAGAUAUUACCGGGAAGCUGUGAGAUUAAAUCCGAAGUAUGUUCAUGCCAUGAAUAAUCUGGGAAAUAUCCUAAAAGAAAGGAAUGAGCUCCAGGAAGCAGAGGAGCUGCUGUCUUUGGCUGUACAGAUACAGCCAGACUUCGCUGCCGCGUGGAUGAAUUUAGGCAUCGUGCAAAACAGCCUGAAACGGUUCCAGGCGGCCGAGCAAAGUUACCGGACGGCGAUCAAGCACAGGAGGAAAUACCCAGAUUGUUACUACAACCUCGGGCGUUUGUAUGCAGAUCUAAAUCGUCACGUUGAUGCGCUGAACGCGUGGAGGAAUGCUACCGUGCUGAAGCCAGAGCACAGCCUGGCCUGGAACAACAUGAUCAUCCUCCUUGAUAACACAGGUAAUUUAGCCCAAGCCGAAGCUGUGGGAAGAGAGGCACUGGAAUUAAUACCUAAUGACCACUCUCUGAUGUUCUCCUUGGCAAACGUGCUGGGAAAGUCCCAGAAAUACAAGGAAUCUGAAGCUUUAUUCCUCAAAGCAAUUAAAGCUCAUCCAAAUACUGCAAGUUACCAUGGCAAUUUGGCUGUGCUUUAUCAUCGUUGGGGACAUCUAGACUUGGCCAAAAAACACUAUGAGAUCUCUCUGCGGCUUGACCCAAUGGCAUCAGGAACUAAGGAGAAUUAUGGUCUUCUAAGAAGAAAGCUGGAACAAAUGCAAAAGAAAAACGUCUGAGCCUUUUUCCUUCAUUUUUUGAGUUUGUGUGUGUGUGUGCAUGAGGCAGAUCAUUAAUAUCAUGUGCUUACGUUUAACCAUUUAAAAGUCUUACAUGUUGUUUAUUUUAUCAUUUUUUUUCUAUGAAAACAGACAUGCAAAAAGAUUACAGCACCAGCAAUAUACUCUCGAAUGCUUGAUGUGGUUUUUGCAUUGAAAUUGUAUUUUUUCAGACAACUCAAACAUAAAUUCUGAAAUUCCAAGGAUGAAGUCUUUUUUAAUUAAAAAGAAAAACAGAAAAAAAUUAUCUUGAGCGACUUGCAGCAGAAUUAAACCUGCAUUUGGGAUGUGAGUCGUGUUGUUGUAAAGACUCAUAUUAUUAAACAUGGAUUGUGAACAAGAAAUGACAAACUGACUCCUACAAUUUAUAUAAAUAUCUAAUGUGUCUGUAUAUUAGAAUUUUUAUUUAAUGACAAGAAAGAGUAAAUUAAGAUUUUUUUAAUCUUUUUUUCCCAAACAAUGUGCUAUGAACAUCAUUUGUAAGGAAAUAUUUAUUUGUAUUUUUUUUUGAAUGGGGCAAAUAAUUGAAUGAAGAAUGGAAAUUUUAACAUCUAGUGUAUCUACACUUUUCCCGUAGGAAGAAAUUCACUCCUGCAAUAUUUUUUGGAUUCUUCAACUUGUGUUGUUUCAUAACAUAGGAAAUUAUGUAGUAUCCUACAUAAACUGUCACUAUUAAUAGAAAAUUAAAGCCAUGCUUUAGGCAAAAGCAGGCAGCCUGAUGUCUUUAUUUUUGUUACAUCCAGUAUUAAGAGGGCUACACACUUCUAUGUAAGUUGUUUUUUUGUGUUUUUUGACUGGAAAGCAGUUUUCUAUUUAGUUUCAUGGAACCAUAGUCAUUACUAUAUCCAAAAAAUACAAGAGGUAAAUUUUCUCCCAAAAGGAACCACAUUUGGGGAGUUUGUGAUAUUUUUAAGAAUUGGACUGUCCUGUUUUAUUGGGUCAGAAUAAUCAUGUUCAUUUUGUUUUAUCCUCCUAUAUAUGCUGUUGACCUAAUGAUUUAUGCAAUCUCUGUCAUUCCUUAUGCAGUAAAAUUAUUACAGAAACCGGUAUACAAGUGUCAUAGUGCCUCCUAUUAAUCAUCUAUUAAGAUGAUUUUCAAAUUGUUUGACUCUGUCCUCUUUGCGUUAAAAUGAAAUC
Molecule: messenger RNA, 5263 nt
Organism: Lagenorhynchus albirostris (white-beaked dolphin)
Lineage: Eukaryota; Metazoa; Chordata; Mammalia; Artiodactyla; Delphinidae
Gene: TMTC4
Product: transmembrane O-mannosyltransferase targeting cadherins 4
Exons: 19
Coding region: 1721-4087 (788 amino acids)
Biological process (GO): endoplasmic reticulum unfolded protein response; protein O-linked glycosylation via mannose
Cellular component (GO): endoplasmic reticulum
Molecular function (GO): mannosyltransferase activity; protein binding
Source: RefSeq, a predicted model, not a curated record